AUGAGAAUGGCUCCCAGCAUCAGCCACGUGGCUCCCAGCAUCCUCUUCAUGUGCAUGAGAAUGGCUCCCAUCUGUUGUCUCUGCGUGGUGCUCUUAACUUCGGGCACCGAGGACAACAAGGUCUCUGCGGACUACGCCCAGGGUCAGCACCAGGAGAGCUCCGUGCUUCUGCGAAGCCAGUCACGGCGCCUGGUCGCGCGGCUAGGCGGCGUGGAGCUGCUCAUGAAGGCCAUGCAGCGCUUCACGCGGAAUGAGCCGCUGCAGCGGAGCUGCUGCGCGGCCCUGGGGCAGUUGGCCAACGAGGUCAAGGAGGUCGAUGUGGAGCAGAAAGUGGUGCAAUUGCUGAUGCAGGCGCUUCGCGCUCCUCCCCGCGCGGCUGGAGGGACGGAGGCCUCCAGCUGCGCGCGCUACGGGGCGCAGGCGCUGAGGCACUUUGCCACGCAUGGGGAGACAAAGAGCUUCAUCGCGCGGCUUGGUGGCAUCGAAGAGCUGCACGACUUGGCGCUGCGAGGCCUUCAGGCACCCAGCACCAACCAGCAGCUGCGGGCAGCUGCCACUGAGGCCUUGGGCGCCCUGUGUCACUUGGCCUCGAAGCAUCCGGAGAACAAGCUCCGCAUCUUCGAAGCUGGCUGCCUGGAGUUGGCGUUCCAAGCACUUGGUUCUUCCACCACGGCGCCAGCGGAGACGGCAGAAGGUGUCGAGGCGUCCGAGGCGACGGAAGUGCCGGAGCCGGAGCUGGCCAUGGCCGCCUGUGGCUUGUUACACAACAUGUCAGUGGAUGCCGCCAUCCGGAGCCAUGUGGUGAAGCUGGGCGGCCGCGCCGCGGCGGAGCGCUUGGCGGCCUCGCACCCGGAGGGCGCCGUGCGGAACUUGGCGAUGCUGCUCUCCAAGACCCUGAAGCCCCGGGAGGAGGCCGCCGGCGAUCCCUUCGGCGCCCUCUUCGCCCAGCGCACGCCGGGCCUGGCGGCGCCGCGGCGCGUGGCCUCCAAGCGCGAGCGGAAGAUCGCCUCGGAGGUCAAGGCCGCAUACGCCCAAGCAGAAGAGCCGCGCUAG
Durusdinium trenchii is the source of this 1053-nucleotide messenger RNA. Lineage: Eukaryota; Dinophyceae; Suessiales; Symbiodiniaceae. The record is from the annotation of a GenBank genome assembly.